GACAUUUUAAUACGAUUUCUCGAAAUGUCAAAAAACGACACAAACUUUUGAUUGUCUUUACAUGAAAUGUGCUUUAUCACGGCGUGUAUUGCUACUGUUGGGAGAAACUUUUUGACCAAAAGCUCAAAUCCGGGCCACUCUCUUCAGUCUGUAGCGAAGAAGAACGCUUCAGAAAGAAUCUCACAUGCAGAUGUUGUUUAGGGGAGAGCAGCAGCUCUGCAUCUAUUCCAGGAAGGGAUCGAACUGCACCAUGCUUGGUUAAAUCACUGUGCGGAUGACCGAGUGUGAUUAAAGUUCUGGGUCAUAUUAUUACAAAGACCUCAUUAACUUUGACCAUUUCGGGGAAUCUACACAGAACCAAUCUAUUUGGAGUUUUGCUACGCUUUCGGACGUUGAAGAACCCCCCCCACACCCUGGUGUCUAAUGGUAGACUUUGCUGGGUCCAGAUCAGCGACUGACCACAGACUUGUGUCAUCGGGAUGUGUGAAGCUGAGAGACUGGGUAGCAUGUGUGUUAUUCCAGCGCAUGACUUUGUGAUCUGAAAACAGAAAAGACAACGGCUGUCUCUCUCGGAUCAAUUACAGAGAUAACUUGCUUGCGAGGACUCCUGGGGAAAAUGGAGGAGAGUUCAGGAGAUGCAAUUCCAACCAUGGAAGAAAAACCUCUGUCAGUUGCUGCAUUAGCGUCAAAAUUUAAACAAGAAACAAACAAUACCUUGGAAAAAAAUGAGAAGCCGCCCAAGCGACCAGUUCGUAAAAAGCCUCCUAGCUCUCUCCCAUUGUGUGGGAUGAAGAAUGACAUUGAGGCAGACCAUCAUGCAGAUGAGAAGUCAUCAGUUAAUGACUCAAACCGUCAACCAAAGUUGAAAUUGAAGACUUCCUCUCCUCUCAUUGAAAAACUCCAGGCCAAUUUGCUUCUCUCACCAACUGCUCUCUUACCUGGGGCUGGCCCAAAGAGUCCAUUAAAAUCUUCCUUCUCACCUUUUGCUAGUCCUGCUUCUACACCUGAUAGUCCUGGAGCACGCUCCCAAUCCAGUGAAUCUGAUGGAGGGCCAGUUACAGUAGACCAACCUGCAGAAAGAGGACCUUUGCACAGUCUGCACAAGAAUCGAGUACGUGUGUCUGUGAAACGACGCCCACCCAGCAGGAAAUUUCGAAGGUCGGUCACUGAAGAUGCAGCUAACUCUGACUCUCCAGAAACAGAUGCACCACCUAUGAAUGCAGAACCUGCACAGAAUGGAACACCAGAUGAAGAAAGCAAUGAUGUUUUUACUGAUCAGGGAGUUCAAACUGAAGAUACAACUUCGAAGAGUUCCCCUUCACCUGAAGAAGACUCUCUCCCCUCACCUAAAGAAUCUUCACCUGAACAGGCAUCCGAGAAAGAGCUCAAUCGCCUCUCAUCUUCUCAAAGCCAAGAAUCUGAAAUCUCUUCUGAUCUAAGCCAAUGUGAAUACCUUGAAGCCAAUGAUAUCACUACAAAAGAGAACGAGGAAUCUUCAAACAAGGACAGUGUGGCUUCUGUCAGCAGUGAUCACAACAUAGCAGGAAGUGAGACUGCAGAUUCUGAAACCUCUAAAGAAGAACCCAAAAUUGAUGAAGUAAAAGCAAAUGAUAUUCAGCAGCAGAACUCCAAAGCAGAGGAAAAUUCUCCUGCAGUCACUGAAGACUAAAGAUAUAUAUGACCAAAUCCAACUCGGUCCGCUCAAUAUUCAGUGGAGGCUGAUGGGUUUUCAAUGCAAACCCAUUUAUUUUGUGCCUGUGUAGGUGACAGGUGAAAGAAAACUGUUCUUCUUUCUGCGCGACUUUCAGCUCUUUUGUUUGCUAUGGUGUGUGCACAUUUCUGUAAUAGAUCCCCUGCACAUUGUGGUUACUUCUGUUCAUCAUGGGCUGGACUCAUUCACGGAUCUAUCCCAACUUAUUCUGGUAUCUCCAACAUGCACCAUGAUUCUGAAAAUUUCUCUUUUGGAUAAAUAUUUCAUUCUAACUGCACAUUACUGCAAUGAGUACCGAUUAAAUAAAAUAGCAUGGAAAUGUCAAAAAAGAAUUGUGUGCUUGACCUUACAAUUAGUCAGUACAGUUAGAUAUGCAUGUGCGAAAUAGUGGAUGUGAAACUUGUGCACAUGUGCUUAAUAUAAAAACAAAACAAAUGAAAUCAAAAAUGAUAAUCUUAGAUUGGGUGAAAUCAAAAGAGAAGAUUCUAAACCAACAGUAAUUAAUGCCAAUGAUUUAUUUAAAUGUCAAAAAGCCCCAAUUAGCCAGGUCCUUGAUGUUGCUGCCUUUCAGCUUUACUUCAGAAUGAGGCAUCUCUAAUAGACGAUGAUGUAGGGAUAGUUAGAUUUGUAUAUAUUAUGUUGUCCUGUCUUUAACUAGAUGCAUAUGCUGUGAUUUUUAAAUCUGCGUUAAACUGCUGCAUACUAAGGUAAGGGGUGUACUGACAUGCCAAGGUCCAGUUGCAUUCUAACUUGUAGACCAUGCUUCUAUGUUGGAGAUUGCCAUAUUUGGCCAAUGAAAUAGCUGAUCAGUUGGUGAGGCAGAGCGAGCAGGGUUGGAAUAGAGCCCAGUAGUUAGUGUAUGUCUUCAGGAUUUUGCUGGGUCCCAUCUGGUCUCUAACUUAAAUUCCAGCAGUUUGAUGGAGAGAACAAGCUUUGCUAAUCCUCUACUGAAGCUGUAGCUUAAAGUGGCCAAUCAUGGCUGGAAAAUAUCCAUUGCAAUCUAUCAAAUCAGGGCAGGGAAGGAAUUGAUAAGUCCCUGCUUCACUUUAACACUCUAGCGACACCCCAUACCCACCUCAAGCCUGGUUUCAACAUGACAUUGGAACUAAAACCAGGGAGAUGAGUAACUUAAAUUUCUGUAUUUCUUGUCUCAGAUAACAGAUGAAAUAAGUUUUGCUGUUUGCCUUUAUGAUUGAAAACAAAAUUCUUGUACUUCCUCAAUUUGAUUCAAAACUGCCACCAAUACAAGGCACUAUAUAUUACAAACAUAGAAAUGUUAGCUUCUGCAAAGCUUUAAUUCAGUUUUACACCAAAUUGCUCUGAACUCCUUUUUGAAUAGCUUCCUCUGAAUUCAUUUUCCUCAACUUCAUGGAUUUUGUUUCCUGUCUUGAGAAAGGUGUGCUGAGGUGCGCACAUACUGGGUGAUGUUAGCCAUUGGUGUAAAGAUCCAAUCUCUGUCCUUCCAGAAAUAGUUUAAGGCCAGACCAGGUAAGGAUGGCAAUUUCCUUCCCUGAAGGACAUUAGUGAACCAGGUGGGUGUUUUUUUUUUUGGACAAUCUAAAAUAGGUUCAUGGUCAUCAUUAGAUUCUUAAUUCCAGAUAUUUUUAUUGAAUACAAAUUCCACCAUCUGCAGUGGGAUUUGAACCUGGGUCUCCAGAGUAUUAUCUGGAUCUCUGGAUUAACAGUCCAGCAAUAUUACCACUAAGCCAUUGCCUCUCCCAUGCAUGAACAAUGAUCAGGAUUAUUUUAUUCAUUAAGAAAUAUCAUUAAAAGCAAUAUCUGGAUGUAAUAGACUUGUUAAUAUUUCAAAUGUGCAUUGUGUGGCAGCUUUCAGUGAAUUCAAUCACUGUGAAAUUAUGCCCGUCUGCUUGCCAGAAAGUACCAAUCAAUGCAGUCCCAUCUCAACUGAAUGUUUUCUAAAAAAUUUGGCAAAUAGGAAGACAAAACUGUUCAACAAGAUUAUAUGAACCAAAGAAUGCCAACUGAAAUGAUUGCAAGCUAUCAGUGGUCUCUUUUUGGACAGUUGGGCAAGAGCUAUUUGUGACUUUAUUCUAGAACAUAGAACAGUGCAGCACAGGACAGGCCCUUUGGCCCAUGAUGUUGUGCUGAGCUUUUACCCUAAUCCUAAGGUCUAUCUAACCUUCACCCCUACCUUAUUCUGGGUUAAGAGAACAGGUAAGAUGGAGUUUUCAUUCCAGUAAAUCUGUGGCGAGGAAAUAUCUGAUCUGUUUAUUCUAAUUUGAUAUACUGUAGGCUAUAUGAAAGAUUUAAAAUAUUGACAGAAUUGACUAAAAUCUCCUGGUGGAAAUAUAUUUAUGAGCACAUUGCCUCAUCAAAAUGUAUAUGCGAACAUGAGAAGAAUUUGGUUCAGUGGCAGCAAGAUAUUAGUCCUGUUUGGUACCUGCAAUGAUCUCUUGUUUCAUGUAGCCAUAGAAAUAUGUAUAACAGGAGCAUGGCCUUACUGUAAAUAACCCUCCUGUCAAGCUUUAUUGCCACACUCACUCGUUUCAACUGAUGACAAAAUUUUAUUUGACAUUGAAUAGCCUCUCAACAGAUUUCAAAAAUGCUAGCUUUAAAUUGUUCAACCAAGACACGUGAGUUUCUCGCUAGAGUUGCACCCAUGAUCAAAGCUCUUCAGAUGCGAGUUUAUCUUCAAUAGAAAUAAUGUUUAUGAGAUGAUUUAUAAUAAGGAAUCAACCACAGGACAAGCUUGAUCAGAGGAGCCCCAAAAGAUUCAAGAUUUUGGUAGCAUUGAUAAUAGAAAUAUGAUAAAUCAGUAAAUUACAAUACAUAUAGAAUGAUGAGCAAUAGGUCAGUAUUUGUACUGACCUUUAAUGAAAUUAAUUUUGUGUAUUUGUAUGGCAAAAAAACAACUAAAAUUGAUAACCCUAAUUUUUGCCUGGAUGAUCUAAACUGGAUGCCUUUUUACAAUGUUCAUAAUCUGCCCAUAUAUUUUCAAAGCUGAAUAUUACAGUGUGGAAAAAGUAAAGGAACUGUGCUCAACUUCUUACUUACAGUCACCAAGUAAAUCAAGCUUACUGAUUUUUAAGCUGGUUAAAUGUGAAGUUGUUAACCAGCCAUUACUUGGCCAAGGACAUUUCCUCCACUACCAGUUUGAUUUUAGUGCAAUUCAGUAAGUUGGUCCAAUUAAUGGAGAUGAUCUGAAUAAUGGACAAUGCUAUCUCUACCAAUGAUUCCUAAGUGAAAAGUUUCACGUAAUUUCUUCAUUAGUUUAAAACUGCUGUUAGGGACCUCAGAAGAUAAAUCCCUUAAUCACACCAAAAAGUAAACUUUUAAUGAGGUGAAAAUGCUAUGAGUGAGAUGGUGUCUCCUAGUAGAAACACUUAAUUUUCCUACUCCGGAAAUUAUUGCAUGACCUCGCAAUUGUAUCCUAAUGUAUAGCAUACAGUUCCAAUUCAUGGGUUUAGAUUUUUGAUAUGUGACACUUUUGAAUGACUGUGAAUGUGAAAUGCUCAAUAGAAUGAGGUAUAUGCUUGAAGUGUCUGCUUUCCAUUCUUCGUAAAUAUGUGGUGCGAAAAACACUGCUUUUGUAAGCUUUUAAGUGAAAAUAAAAAUGCAUUAUGAAAGUAAA
Molecule: messenger RNA, 5303 nt
Organism: Stegostoma tigrinum
Lineage: Eukaryota; Metazoa; Chordata; Chondrichthyes; Orectolobiformes; Stegostomatidae
Product: capZ-interacting protein-like
Exons: 7
Coding region: 617-1669 (350 amino acids)
Source: RefSeq, a predicted model, not a curated record